Messenger RNA from Armigeres subalbatus, 3044 nucleotides. It is a transcript of the gene IntS4, whose product is annotated as integrator complex subunit 4. The transcript is spliced from 3 exons. Gene Ontology annotation, biological process: snRNA processing. The coding region runs from base 136 to 2979 and encodes 947 amino acids. Gene Ontology annotation, cellular component: integrator complex. NCBI's taxonomy places the organism in Eukaryota, Metazoa, Arthropoda, Insecta, Diptera, Culicidae. The record is from RefSeq and is a predicted model, not a curated record.
GAAUGCAGAAAUGGAAACUGGAAAAUGCAGAAAAGUGGCCGAUCGUUUUGCAUUUCAACUCAGUUCUGAGCUAAGUCGCAACAGAAACGUAUAAAUGCUAUACUUUGCUUCAAAAUUAUUGGAAAUCAUUUAAAAAUGUCUCUUAUUGCGAAGAGACCACUUACGGAACCUUCUCAAACAAUUCAGGAAUCAGCUUCGCAGAUUUUGGGGUCAUCCUGCAGCAGCAGCACAACUGCUCGGAUCUACAAGCGAAUCCGCCUUACCGCCCGGAAGAUAGUUGGCAUACCAACAUCGAUCCUUGCCUACGUUAACCUGCUCGAAGACACAACCAACAGCAAUGAUGCCCUGCAAGUGCUGAUCAAAAUAUCCGAAUCGAUGCUUUUUGACGAAAGCGAGUUCCCGGAGGCGGUUCGUAAGUUGGUAGAACACUUCCGACGGGAACCGGAGUCUGCGGUAAGGGUGAAAGUUUUGUCGCUCUUUGGCGACUUGGCAUCCGAGACGGGAAUCGACUGCCCCCAAUUGAUUGAUGAUGUGAUUGCCCUUUUAAAAGGGGAGACUUCUGCGAAAGUGAUUUCCCAGGGUUUACAGGGACUGGAGAGAAUCGGAAAGGCUUGCAAUCCGACAGUGGCGUAUGUGAAUAAGAUGGUGUUCUUCGCCAAGAGCAAGUUGUUUUCGCCUAGUUUCAACGUCCAGCGUCAUGCCAUUUUGCUUCUCGGAGGAUUUGUGCUGGUUUCCGAUGCCGAGAAGGAGAGUCUGGAGUUGAUUGGAAAGUAUACGGAUUCACCGGAUGCACGAGUGAGAGCGCAGGCAUUUAGGUCAAUGAUGACGCUCGGGGAGAGAGGCGUUGUCCUGCCUUCGUCGCUUUACUCGAGAGCAUGCAGUUCCUUGACGGAUGAUUACGAAUGCGUUCGAAAAGAAGCGCUGCAGAUGGUUUACGAAUUGGGAGUGCGUCAUCCGGAGCAUAGUAUUAAAAUUGCGGAGUCGGAGCAGGAGAUCAGAUUGAUAGACGAUGCGUUUGGAAAGGUAUGCAACGCUAUUUGUGAUUUGUCGAUGAAUGUUCGGACACAAGCAGCAGACCUCCUAGGCGGAAUGACAAUGGUGAGCGACGAGUUCCUUCAUCAGACAUUGGAUAAGAAGCUAAUGAGUAACAUGCGCAGGAAGAAAAGUCUACACGAGAGAAAUGCGGAGCACUUUACCAGUGGAGAAUGGUCCAGCGGGAAAAAAUGGGCAGAUGAUGCUCCUAAAGAAAUGGUGAAUGCGGAUUCAGUUUCGCUGAUGGCAUCGGGAGCAUGCGGUGCGCUUGUUCAGGGAUUAGAGGAUGAAUUCCUAGAAGUAAGAACGGCUUCUGUCAAUUCGAUGUGUAAGCUGGCUUUGAGGAAUCCUCCUUUUGCGGUAACUUCACUGGAUUUCUUGGUAGAUAUGUUCAACGACGAAAUAGAAGAGGUUCGCCUGAGGGCGAUCUACAGUUUGACGGCUAUCUCAAAGCACAUUAUACUACGAGAGGACCAACUGGAAACCAUGUUAAGUUCUUUGGAAGACUACUCGGUAGAAGUAAGAGAAGGACUUCAUCUUAUGUUGGGUGCGUGUGAAGUUUCUACCAAAGCCUGUUUGGCUUUGGUAGUUCAGAAGGUGCUCGAUGUCCUUCUCAAAUAUCCCGAAGAUCGGCUUUCUACUUUUGGAUGUAUGCAGCGGGUCGGUCAAAAACAUCCUGAGAUCUGCAUGUCGCUUACUCCACAAUUACUUCAGGACCACCCUUUCUUCGAUAGCGCAGAACGAGACGUGGAAGAUCCUUCAUAUGUUUGCAUUUUGAUUAUGUUGUUCAAUGCAGCUCAAUAUCUCCCACCAAUGCUAAGUCUUUUCCCAGAGACGAUAAUCAAGCACUAUGCCUAUCUGCGGGACACAAUGCCGAAUUUCGUACCCCAUCUCAAUCUCGGUGGACAAUCCACCGAACUUACGUUAACCGGAUCCACUGGUUCACGACAAUUCUUGGAAACUCUUUUGAAUAACAUCCAAUUGGCCUAUUCUGCUCCGCAAGCACGCCAAGCCUUAUUGAAGACGGCUCAAGAAGCUCUUGAUCGCCUAGCGGAAAUUGACCCAUCUUUCUCUGGAACAGCUAAUUUUACCGCCGUAUUUCUCGGAACGCAACUUUUGAUGGAACAGCUUCAAGUCGCAACCACCGGCCAACCUACGAAGGCACCUCUUAAAGACUGUCUUGGUCAGUUAAUUCGCAGAUGUCUAAAAUUACAAAACCUUUUUUCUAGUCUUACAUUAGAAGACGAAUUGCUAGUGAAGCAGAUGUGCCUGCGGGCAAGUGCCCUAAAUUUGGUUUUGGUGGUCAAGGAUCGAUCGCAAAGUGCGCUGGCACCUUGCCAACUGCUACUGCAUAUUGCGGCCGAUGCUAGCAAUUUCUUGCAAGAGAACGGUUCCAUCUCGGCGGAUUCUUUUACCAGUUCUAUAUUAACUAAACUAGCCUCCAUCGGUGACCCUCGCCCAGGUCGGGUUUUCCGCGAAAUUCUUCCCGUAGUGCAAGCUGCUCCCCCGGUUGUGAUUCCCAGAAUCAAUACCAACAUCAAGAUGUGCAAAUCACGCAUCCUGGAACCGUCGGAGUCGUCUUUCAACUCGGACAAUGUAAUCAAAGUAACGGCUGGAUUGAUUGCAGCUGUGCCGUUGGUCGCCGAAGUGGAGAACCUGCUGGAAAGUCAACGACAAGAUAUCCGAUUGAAGAUCAAAUAUCCGGAUCAGAACGUGCACGUUAUUGUGCCGCGAAAGAAGGACCUUAAGAAGAUCAUGACCGAGCAGGGCGAAAGUCAGUCGCAUUGGCGUCUGCGGACGACUGUGUUGCUGUCCCAUGGGGUGUGGACUGAGGCAUCUCCGGUGGAUAUAAGCAUUUGUUUGUCGGUGCGACCGGGGAGCGAACUGGAAUUGUGCAAACCGGUUAAGGUGCACUUUUCGCCCAAGCCGGUGAAGCGAGGGAUUUGAGGAGGAUGUAAUUGACUUGAAGUAGGUGCUCUAAUGCGCAAUAGAAUUCUGUUAUAAAAUUUGUA